AUGUUUCAUGAGUUUCUAUAAGAGUUGGGUACAUUGAAAAAUGCAGAACUUCCAUUCCCUUUCCGUAACUAAUUCAAAAUUAAAGAGAAUUUCAUUAAUCCUAAUAGCAAACAUUUCGACUCUAUAGCCUAAAAGUUACGAAAAUCAUUUAUAUUGUUUUAGAUUAUUAUCUGAAGAGAAAGCUGGAAUUAAACGUAAAUGGGACAAAUAAUGUAAGAUGAUGUUUAUUUGGAUAUUGGGUAAAUUCUUUUAACUGAAAAACAAAAAGACCAUAAACCCAAACCAAGAGGAAUGGAUCUAAUUAGGAUCAAUCCUAAAAAUUGAUGAAACUACACUAAAAUAAAGAUGGAUUACUUUAAUUAAUCCAGUAUCCAAGAGUAUUAAUUGGGAUCCAGAAGAAGAUGAAAUCAUAAAGUCACUAAUGCAGUGAGUUUAUUUAUAUCAAUAAAUUAGUGAAUAAGAUGAAAAGCACAUUUGGACUCAUAUUGCACUUGAAUUAUAUAAUCAAAAUAAUGGAUAAUUCAUUAGAACACCCAAAUAAGUUAGAGAAAGAUGGAUUAAUUAUUUAAAUCCAAAACUUAAAAAGUAACCUCACUUAUUAAACACAAUAGAACUAAUUGGAGUCAGUAGGAAGAUCUUCAAUUAUUAAAUACAGUUGUUAAAAAUGGUAAGAGAUGGUCUCUUAUAUCUACAUUACUUGAAGGUAGGACUGAGAACUAAGUCAAAAAUAGGUAUUAUUAAUACUACCAUCUUAUAGAUUCAAAAGUUUAAUUUAAAAAAUACAUAAAGAUGAAGAAGAUGAUGAUAUUGAAGAAUUACAAGCUAUCAAAGAAUAUUUGAAUAAAUAAAACAUUGAAGAAGAGUAAGAACCAGAAAAAGAAGAACCUUAAAUUAGAACACAUUAUUCAAGAUAAGCUAAAUUAAAAUUCAAUCUAAGAGACAAGACUAAAGACAAAAUUCAAGAAGCUCCUCCAAUUGUACCUUAAGAAAUCUAAACUAAAAGAAGAAAGAUAAGUUCUUAAAUUAAGGAUUUCCUUAAUAUUGGUCUUGAUCCUGUUGUUUAAUAAUCAUAAAAGGUUUAAUAAAUUCAAAAGACAAAAUUAAAGGAAAAUAAAUAAUAAUAAUAAUAAUAAUAAUAAUAAUAAUAAUAAUAAUAAUAAUAAUAAUAAUAAUAAUAAUAAUAAUAAUAAUAAUAAUAAUAAUAACAAUAAUAAUAACAAUAAUAAUAAUAAUAAUAAUAAUUAAUAACAAGAUAAUAAUAAGAAUAAAUUAUCAAUAAAAAAAAUGAUGAAUAAUUAUUAGAAUAAUCAUCUUUUUAACUAGAUCAAUAAUAAAAAAUUCUAUCUUCAUAAUAUUAAAUUCCCUAAUUAUAAUUAAAUGAAAAUAAUAAGAGAGAUUUAUCGACACCAAACACCUUAUCUUAUUAUUUUCAACCAUAACUAUAAUAAAUGGAAGAUUUAAAACAUGAUCAAUUCAGAUUAAAAUAAAUUCAAAUGUCUCCUAUUCAAUAACAAUAAAAUUAAGUUCACUAUCAAGGAUUUCGUCCAUUUUAAGAAGAAAUGCCUUAAUAAAUUUAAUAGACUCCUGUUUAAAUGUUAAUGGGAUAAUAUUUUAAGAAUUACCCUUCCAAUUAUAACCUAAUUUCCCCUUUCCCAUAAAUCAAUUAAACUCCUAUGGUUUACACACCUGCACAGCCCAUGUAUAUGUACAACAAUAAUAAUAAUGCUUAUAUGGGCAUGUCACCUUUGCUCAUUCGCAGUCCAUAUCAAGAGAUGUCCCCUAGUAUUCAACCUUAAUAAGUACCACUAUAGUAAAAUAUGUGGUAAACUCCACAAUAAGCUCCUAUUGAUUAAAUGUAAAGUGAAUAAUAAAAGCAAUAAUAGUUUGUAAACAAUUAUAUGUUAAUUAGAAUACAAAUUUGGAAUUUUUAAAAUCAAACAAUCUACUUAAUACAUGGAUUAAAAAAAGAACUAAUGAAAAGUAAAAUUAAACAUUUUAUGACUCAUAAUAAUCACUUGAUUAAUGA
Messenger RNA from Paramecium primaurelia, 2026 nucleotides. Lineage: Eukaryota; Ciliophora; Oligohymenophorea; Peniculida; Parameciidae. The record is from the annotation of a GenBank genome assembly.